Molecule: messenger RNA, 1400 nt
Organism: Stylophora pistillata
Lineage: Eukaryota; Metazoa; Cnidaria; Anthozoa; Scleractinia; Pocilloporidae
Product: hydroxylysine kinase
Molecular function (GO): amino acid kinase activity
Source: RefSeq, a predicted model, not a curated record
UCCAAAACAUGAGCACGGUUGAAAAGAUUGAUAAUGAGUGGAUCAGCUUACAGUCGACCAUUUGUUAACCUCGAAUUUGCUGAGCAAUUAGUAAAGAAGUUGUACAACUUUGAAAGGAUAAGCGAAAUCAAGGAGUUAGAAAGCUUCGGCGACCAAAACUUUUACGUUCGAGGGCAUAGACGCAACACAGUUCAAGAACAAGUUGCGAGCAAUUUUCGCAGUAAUGAUCUCGAACAAGAGGAAUACGUCUUAAAAGUUUUGAACUCCAAUGACAGCAGGCAUGUGGAUUUUGUCGAAGCUGAAAGCGCAGCAAUGUAUUUCUUGAGAGAAAGAGGCUUCCCUUGUCCGUUAUUGUACCCUUUGGCUGGAGGUGUAGAUACAAAAUCACUUAUUCGAGUUCCAGCGAGCCCGAAUGCUAAAUAUGACGCGAACAAAAGCCCUGAAACUGCCGAGUACAAAUGGUGCAUUGUUCGUCUGAUUUCCUUUCUUCCAGGCCAAACAGGAGACAGUUUGAAGAGGAAAAUGAGCUUCGAAAAUCUUUUCAUGGUUGGAAAGUUUAUCGGGAGUUUAAGCAAGGCUUUUCAGGAUUUCGAAAGUCCUGUGUCACUCAGUAAGUCAGACAGAUGGUGUAUAGAAAAUCUACUUUCACUCAAGUCCCACGUUUCUUUCGUUAAAGGCGAAGAAAAUAAGAAGCUUGUCUGCAAUGUCCUGGACCGCUUUGCUGCGCACGUGACCCCGAAGAUUUGUCUUUUGCGGCAGGGCACAGUUCACAGUGACCUUACUGAAACAAAUCUUCUUUUCGACACGAGCUGUGGUGAGCUUAGGAUUUCCGGACUGAUUGAUUUUGGUGACAUCCGUUGGUCAUGUUUUCUCUUCGAAUUAGCGACAGCUGUAGCCUCAUUCACCAAGGAAGACGACGUCUUAGCUUCCAGCGGUUACUUCAUAGAUGGUUACCAGGCUGUUUUUCCUCUUACCGAUCUAGAGUUUGAGUUGUUGUACGACGUCGUUUGCGCUCGAUUGUGUCAAGUUUUUCUGAUUACGUCAGAAAAAGAGAGGGAAUUUCCAAACAAUGAAUAUGCAAAAAAAUUACAGACGGAUUACCUGAGAAAAUUGAAAGCUUGGUCGUCAAACUCGAGGGAUGAAGUUAUGUCGAUGUGGCGGAAAGUUGAGGAAUACGGACAAAAACUGUAUUCUGCUUAAAACGAAACGAACCUUUAUUAUUGCAAGUUACUAAUGAUUCCUGUUCAUGUAAACUGACCAAAAAAUAAUUUCUAACAACUUUCCCUGUCCCCCUGGUUCAUAUCCCGAUUCUAAACCUCUACCAUUUGUCAUUAUAACAUAACCAAAGUAAAGCGCGCGCUCUGAUUGGUCAAAUUAGCGUCCCCCAUUUGCCCAUAGGU